UUUCCACCUUAUUGCUGCCGGCAGGACGAAAAUCCGUUCAAGGUGUCGCUCAACGGGAAAAUGCGGGUCACGUCGGAAUCGAAUUCCGGCCCGCCGAGCCGCACACCAUCCAUCAUGGACAGCCCGACGCUGGUGCGCGUCGAGCGUGCCCGCUUGCGCCAGGAAGCGGACAGCAAUGGCGGGCAGCGGCCGGGUAGCGGCCAGCGCGAGGACAGUCUCGAGCGCUGUCUGCUCGAUCCGAAGAAAUCGCUGCUAAUUGGACGUAUUCCAGUAGCGCAAAUGACCGGUCCGAUUAAACGAGGACUGCUCUGGCAGCAGCGUGACCGUCUUUUCUCUCGCUGGAAGGAAAGAUACUUCAUCCUAACACGUGAUUAUCUCAAUUGUUUCAAACGAGCCACCGGAUCCGCAUCGGAGAAGAUAUCCGACAUGGGACAGUUUAUAUUUAAGAUCAAGCUAGUCGACGUGGAAAAGGUGGAAUGGUUGAACCGGCGGUCGUACAGCGCGAUAGGCCUGCUUCUCGGCUCACGAGAAGGACGCGUCCUGUUGCGCAGCGACCAGGGCCUGGAGGAUUGGUUCGAGCUGCUGGAGGAGUGCACGCUGAGCAGCAAGGAGCGGCGUCGUGCUCUUCGACUCACGCAAGGGCCACGAUCGCGCGCCUCGCUUGCGGCCCCAGUUUCGGCGGCCUCGCUGCAGAACAACCACCUCGGGCUCGGCGGUACCUACUCGGGUGCGAUCGAGGAUUGGCUAAUGUCCCGGCACCAGAAACCGGGCGGACAACGCUUCAACCACAUCCUGCUGUCGGACUCCGUGCCCGAUCUGAGCUCGAUCAACGAGAACGGGCUGUGCAGUGGGCUGCUCACGAACCACUCGACACCGAAGAAGGUGCCGAACGCGCGCCACAACCUUUCGGGCGGUGGUGGUGCGUCAAGCAAUGGGUACAGCAGCCACAACGGUAGCCUGUACAAUGGAUUCCCGUACUCACCGCUGAAGAAGCUGGCGGACAACUUUGUCAACGGCAAUCACAGCUACACGCUGCAUGACGAUCUCGAGGAGGAGGUGGAGCUGCGACGAGGUGGACGCUACCGGGAAAAUGACGAUCUGUACAGAAGACCACUCGGUCCGGGAGGGAACGACAGUAGUCGUCAUUCGUUCCUCACCGAUUUAGAUUACACUGGUUGUGACAGUGGACUCGAUACGCCACCAUCCACGCACCGUCCAUCGAGCUGCCGGGACAACAUUUACUUUGCGUCGGCCUACAACAAUCACGGACACGGAUCCGGCUUUCUCGGCAAGGAUAAAACCACCGACACCGGCAUCAGCUCGUCCCGUGGAACGCUUGUCUCGCCGGCGAGCAGCAUUCGUCAUGGGUACGUGAAUGUACAGAACUUUAACGGCAAUAGCGCCAACAAUAAUCAUCUGAACAGUUAUGGAUCUCGCUACAGCGUCCAGGAGCAGAAGAUUCUGCGCACUCGCAACACAGAGGACAACAAAAACUCGAUCCGCUCGGUGCGUGCAGAGUUCUUCGAGCAGAGCAAGUAUAACAGCAACGGAAGCAACGGUGCCCUUGCCGCUACCAACAACAACAACAAUCACAUCAACAACAAUGGCAGCGGCCAUCAUCAUCCUGCUAACCACUUUCAUUCACAUCAUCACCACCAUCAGCAGCACGUGGUGGCACAGCAUCCGAACGGUACCGGUAGCAAUGGUAACAUUCACCAGCAUUUUAAUGGGCUGAACAACAACAACAAUCACACGGGCAGUACCGGCAGUACUGGCAACAAUCACAACAAUAACAACAAUGGCAACGGUGGUACACUGAACGAUCGGUCGGUGAUGCUGGCGUCCAAUGGUAAUAACGGGAGCGGAUCGCAGCGCGAUCGCUACCAGCAACAUCCGGCGCUGGCUGCAAUCAUCAACGAAUCGCAGGGAAUGAAAUUCAGAGAUCGUUCCUAUUCCGAUUGUCAGCAAGCACCACCCCGCACCCGUCAGUGGACCAGCAACACACCGAGUCCGAAGCGCAUCCCCUUUCUCGGCACUCCACCGACCAGAGUGUAAUUGUUG
Messenger RNA from Anopheles maculipalpis, 2061 nucleotides. Its product is annotated as probable cyclin-dependent serine/threonine-protein kinase DDB_G0292550. The transcript is spliced from 7 exons. Gene Ontology annotation, biological process: actin cytoskeleton organization. NCBI's taxonomy places the organism in Eukaryota, Metazoa, Arthropoda, Insecta, Diptera, Culicidae. Gene Ontology annotation, cellular component: plasma membrane. The record is from RefSeq and is a predicted model, not a curated record. The coding region runs from base 61 to 2055 and encodes 664 amino acids.